This is a messenger RNA of Cylindrotheca closterium, 552 nucleotides long. Lineage: Eukaryota; Bacillariophyta; Bacillariophyceae; Bacillariales; Bacillariaceae. The record is from the annotation of a GenBank genome assembly.
AUGGUCAAAGAACAAAUGGCGCAUUGGACAACCGAUGUAUCCAAAAUCCUUGAUGCAAGGACAGGAGACAUCAGUUGGGGGAAAGAUGAGAUACCGCCACAACUGAUGUUCGACCUUGGAUUGGAAGACGAAUGCAACUUCAACAAGUUGAUCAAGGCCGAAGAUGUUGACAAUGGUACGCUCCAGGGGACCACAGAGACUGACAACAUCGACGCACAGAACUACGUCAACAUGGAGAUUGGCCUAAGACGGGGACAAGAAGGGGAGUUGCAACGUGCAGUUGUACACAGGAGACUCGUUGAUGCAGAAGGAAACCCAAUGGGUGUAGCAAACAACAACCAGUUACUUGACACAAGGCAAUACAAAGUUGAAUACGAAGAUGGAAGCACCGAAGUGCUCGCUGCAAACUUGCUAGCAGAGAACUUAUUAGCACAAGUGGACGAACAUGGACACAGACACUUACUAAUGGAAGAGAUCACGGAACAUCGUUCUGAUGAGAAGGCAGUAAAGAUGAAAGAUGCCUUUUAUCCCCUCGCAAGUGGAGCGCAAUGA